AUGACCUUCCUAAGGGAAUGCGAUGUCUUGGUUGUGGGGAGCGGCAAUGCGGGGUUUUCCGCAGCCGUUUCCGCAGCUCAAUCUGGGGCAAAGUCUGUUGUUCUGAUUGAUAAAUGCCCCGAGGAAUGGGCAGGAGGCAAUACGUACUUUACGGCCGGUGCAUAUCGCACUGUUCACGGUGGUCUUUCGGAUCUUCUUCCUAUAGUGAACAAUGUCGACAGAGAGUUGGCAAGCCGAAUAGACCUUGGUCCUUAUUCGACUGAUGACUUCACCAACGACAUGCAGCGCGUGUGUAUGGGCCGCUCCGAUUCACAUCUGAUGCAAGCACUUGUUUCUGACUCGAACUCCACGAUCAAAUGGCUUUCCAAGAAUGGCAUCCGGUUUCAGCUUUCCUUCAAUCGGCAAGCAUACAAGUUGAAUGAUCGGUACCAGUUCUGGGGCGGACUAGCAUUGAAGACACAAGAUGGUGGCAAGGGGCUUGUCGAAGACCACAAAGCAGCUGCUCUGCGCCAUGGUGUCAAUCUUUGUUGGUCGACAGCUCUGACUGGGGUAGAUCUUCAAAAGCCUUCCGGCAAGCCGAACGUAUCGACAAACGAUCACCUUGUCAAAGCCUCUGUGCUUCACAAAGGAGUCAAAGAAACCAUCUUUACCCAUGCCCUCGUUUUUGCAGCUGGUGGCUUUGAAGCCAACCCUCGCAUGCGAUGCCAGUAUUUGGGACCGGGCUGGGACUUGGCCAUGGUCCGAGGGACGCCAUACAACACAGGAGAUUGUCUAGAGCUUGCAAUCCGGGAACUCAAUGCCAAACCCGUGGGCAACUGGUCCGGCUGCCAUUCUGUCGCCUGGGAUGCAAAUGCGGAUCCCAAUGUGGGUGAUCGUGAGGCUUCGAACGAGUACACGAAGUCUGGGUAUCCGCUAGGCCUAAUGCUCAAUAUCCACGGAAAGCGAUUUGUUGAUGAGGGUGUCGAUUUGCGAAACUAUACCUACGCUCGAUUUGGCAAGGCCAUCUUGGCACAACCUGAGCAUAUCGUUUUCCAGAUUUGGGACGCGCAAACAAUUCCCUGGCUACGGGAGGAAGAAUAUCGUGAUGAACGAGUGGAACGAAUCACCGCAGACACUUUAAAAGAAUUAGCUGAGAAGUGUGCCCAGCGAGGCUUGCAAGACCCUGGCCAGUUCGUGGCAACUUUCAAGGAGUAUAACGAAGCCGUCUAUGCUUAUCGCCGCGAGAACCCAGCUGUGGAAUGGAACCCAGCAAUCCGUGAUGGGGUCGCAACUCAAUCAAAGACCAAGAAGCUGGAGCUUCCCAAGUCGAACUGGGCUCUAGCAAUUGACAAGGCGCCUUUCUUGGCUGUGAAAGUGUCAUGUGGCAUUACAUUCACGUUUGGAGGAUUGGCCAUCGAUCCAAAAGAUACCCGACUCAUUAGAUCCACUACUGGAGAGCCACUCUCAAACGUCUUCUGUGUAGGUGAGAUGAUGGGUGGUCUAUUCUACAACAAUUACCCCGGAGGCAGUGGUUUGACCUCGGGCGCGGUGUUUGGACGACGCGCCGGGAAUGCUGCCGCAAAAGUGGCUCUUGCGGCUAGAGAGUUUGAAGACAGUUCCAAAUAG
Messenger RNA from Penicillium nucicola, 1605 nucleotides. RefSeq lists its product as uncharacterized. The record is from RefSeq and is a predicted model, not a curated record. Bases 1 to 1605 code for a protein of 534 amino acids. The transcript has a single exon. Lineage: Eukaryota; Fungi; Ascomycota; Eurotiomycetes; Eurotiales; Aspergillaceae.